Acipenser ruthenus (sterlet) is the source of this 2139-nucleotide messenger RNA. RefSeq names its product serine/threonine-protein phosphatase PP1-beta catalytic subunit-like. Gene Ontology annotation, cellular component: nucleus; cytoplasm. Gene Ontology annotation, biological process: regulation of circadian rhythm; circadian regulation of gene expression. Lineage: Eukaryota; Metazoa; Chordata; Actinopteri; Acipenseriformes; Acipenseridae. The transcript has 8 exons. Gene Ontology annotation, molecular function: protein serine/threonine phosphatase activity. The record is from RefSeq and is a predicted model, not a curated record. Bases 154 to 1137 code for a protein of 327 amino acids.
CAGUAUAUGUGCAUGAAGCUGGCAAAAAGUUAGAGGUAGCGAAUCUUGGCAGCGCGGCGGCGCUAGGACCUGGCGGAGCACAGGCGCUCCUUUAGGCGGGUUGGAGUCUGGCUGGCGAGCGCGGGGAGAGGCACUGAAAGCACAAUCGCAGAAAUGGCGGAGGGGGAAUUAGAUGUGGAUUCGCUCAUCUCUAGACUGUUGGAAGUGCGGGGGUGCCGUCCCGGGAAGAUCGUGCAGAUGACGGAGGCGGAGGUGCGGGGGCUCUGCAUCAAAUCCAGAGAGAUCUUCCUGAGCCAGCCCAUCCUGCUGGAGCUGGAGGCACCACUCAAGAUCUGCGGCGAUAUCCACGGGCAGUACACAGACCUGCUGCGGCUCUUCGAGUACGGCGGCUUCCCUCCUGAGGCCAACUACCUGUUCCUGGGAGACUACGUGGACCGAGGCAAGCAGUCCCUGGAGACCAUCUGCCUGCUGCUGGCCUACAAGAUCAAAUACCCCGAGAACUUCUUCCUGCUGCGCGGGAACCAUGAGUGUGCCUCCAUCAACCGCAUCUACGGGUUCUACGAUGAGUGUAAGAGACGAUUCAACAUCAAGCUGUGGAAGACUUUCACUGACUGUUUCAACUGUCUGCCAAUCGCUGCCAUUGUCGACGAGAAGAUCUUCUGCUGCCACGGAGGGCUGUCUCCCGAUUUGCAGUCAAUGGAGCAGAUCCGUCGCAUCAUGAGGCCCACAGACGUGCCCGACACAGGCUUGCUGUGUGAUCUGCUGUGGUCGGACCCUGACAAGGACGUGCAGGGCUGGGGGGAGAACGACCGCGGGGUCUCCUUCACCUUCGGAGCCGACGUGGUCAGCAAGUUCCUCAACCGCCACGACCUGGACCUCAUCUGCAGAGCACACCAGGUUGUAGAAGACGGUUAUGAGUUCUUUGCUAAGAGGCAGCUGGUCACCCUGUUCUCUGCUCCCAAUUACUGUGGCGAGUUCGACAACGCUGGAGGGAUGAUGAGUGUGGACGAAACCCUCAUGUGCUCCUUCCAGAUCCUGAAGCCGUCUGAGAAGAAAGCCAAGUACCAGUAUGGAGGCAUGAACUCUGGCAGACCCGUGACCCCGCCCCGCACAGCCACGCCCCCAAAGAAACGGUGAACGAGGAGAGGAGGGACGCUGGCUCUCGCAGCGUUUACCAAACCAGAUGCCGUCGAAAUACAAACACGAUGAAAAAAGAAAGUUGGCUUUUUUUUUUUUUUUAAACAGCUUUUUCUGUUGGUCACGUUCUGCUUUUAUUAUUGUUGUGUUGUUUUUCUCCUGCACUACAACUCAAAACCAGUCUCUAAUUGCUUGUUUAUAAAAAGGAAAUAUUUAAAUUCACCAAGGAUUUUUUUUUUCUGUUGCUAAAUACAGAACAUUAAACACAUCUGUUGCUUUUGAAUUCUUAUACAGUACAGCAACAAUACUGUUUGUUACCUUUGUGUGGUGCUUUUGCUGAAACCGCUGCAUUAUGUGAAAGUUAUUUCAAAGGGAUGGUGACAUGGGAGUGUGCAUCACAUAGAUAAGAAUGACUUGUAGUCUGAAACAUCCUGAUAUAAUUUACUUUUUUGUGUAUCUACAUGACUUUUCUCUCUCCUUUUGGUACACAGCGGUUUUCCUUUUUUGAAUUGUAUAUAUACUUCUGUGAAAAAUAUUUGUGUGCUUAAUAACCAGAACUUUUCAGUUUGCUUCAGUAUCGAAGUUAUUUUAUUUUCGAUGCAGCCUCUCAUUGUUAAUUUGACUUUGAGUUGUUUCAAAAUUGGAGGGGGGAGGGGUAUGCAAGGACACUCACAUUCUAGAAGGUCAAAUUCUUUGGUACAUUAUGGGUAAAAUCUCAUUUUAAGUUAUUAGUAUAUUUACUGUUGAUGACUGUGUGGUCCAGUGGUUAAAAGAAAAGGGCUUAUAACCAGGAGGUCCCCGGUUCAAAUCCCACCUCAGCCGCUGACUCAUUGUGUGACCCUGAGCAAGUCACUUAACCUCCUUGUGCUCCGUCUUUCGGGUGAGACGUAGUUGUAAGUGACUCUGCAGCUGAUGCAUAGUUCACACACCCUGGUCUCUGUAAGUCGCCUUGGAUAAAGGCGUCUGCUAAAUAAACAAAUAAUAAUAUUGUAACAAUAUGAA